GCGAAAGCCGGGCAUGAAUUAGUGUUGCACACUGUUGUUUUGUUUACCACCGGUCAGUUAGCCUCGAUAACUGCAAACGCAAACGCACUGUUUGAACUAAUUGCGGCGGAACUGCUUUUAGAAUAACAUGAAGCCUGCAGUGGAUGAAAUGUUUCCUGAAGGAGCUGGUCCCUAUGUGGACCUGGACGAGGCAGGAGGCAGCAGUGGUCUGCUCAUGGACCUGGCAGCCAAUGAAAAAGCUGUGCACUCCGAUUUCUUUAAUGAUUUUGAGGAUCUGUUUGAUGACGAUGACCUGCAGUGAUGACACCUGUUUGAGCUGCUGAACAUGUACAUAAAAGGAAUGAAGAAAUUGCCCCAUUCUCUCUACAAGUCUCUUAUUUGUACAGCUUCCCUUGUGUAAAUCACUCAGCCCAAUAUUGAAAUAAAACCCUUUUGUUUUUACAAAAAAA
Molecule: messenger RNA, 449 nt
Organism: Oreochromis aureus
Lineage: Eukaryota; Metazoa; Chordata; Actinopteri; Cichliformes; Cichlidae
Gene: cops9
Product: COP9 signalosome subunit 9
Exons: 3
Coding region: 128-301 (57 amino acids)
Biological process (GO): negative regulation of protein neddylation
Source: RefSeq, a predicted model, not a curated record